AUGAGUGAGUGGCCUGAAGUUGGCGCGCCCACGUGUGGCUAUUACCCAAAUCGGGCACACAAAGUUACCGGGACUCGAAUGAGAGGCCCCGGGCUUGAUACCCUCCUCUUCGUUUACUUCUUCCUCGCCUUCAUCUUAAUCCUCCUCUUCCCUUUUCGCUUUCUCUUCCUCCUCCUCUUCAUCUUCCUCUUCCUCUUUCUCUUCUCCUUCUCCUCCUUCUCCAACUCCUCUUCAUCCACUUAUUCUUUCUCCCCCUCCUCCUCCUCUUCCUCUUCCUUGUCCUCCUCCAUUUACUCUUCCUCUUCCUCCUCCCCCUCCGAUUCCUCUUCAUCCACUUAUUCUUCCUCCCCCUCCUCCUCCUCUUCCUCGUCCUCGUCCUCCUCCAUUUACUCUUCCUCCUCCUCCAACACCUCUUCAUCCACUUACUCUUCCUCCUCUUCCUCUUCCUCUUCCUCUUCCUCUUCCUCUUCCUCUUCCUCUUCCUCUUUCUCCUCCAUUUACUCUUCCUCCUCCCCCUCCGACUCCUCUUCAUCCACUUAUUCUUCCUCCUCUUCCUCUUCCUCUUCCUCUUCCUCGUCCUCCUCCAUUUACUCUUCUUCCUCCUCCUCCUCCUCCUCAAACUCCUCUUCAUCCACUUACUCUUCCUCCUUCUCUUCCUCUUCCUCUUUCUCUUCCUCUUUCUCUUCCUCUUUCUCUUUCUCCUCCAUUUAC
Protopolystoma xenopodis is the source of this 711-nucleotide messenger RNA. NCBI's taxonomy places the organism in Eukaryota, Metazoa, Platyhelminthes, Monogenea, Polystomatidea, Polystomatidae. The record is from the annotation of a GenBank genome assembly.